GCCGGUUAUGGCGGCGGAGUGUGUUUGUCCAUGAGGCGGACGCCUGCAGAUCUUCUGCUGUUUGACAGAGUGGUGCGAGGAAAACAACUAUGGCGGGAGUGUUUGACAUUGAUUUGGACCAGCCGGAGGAAAAUGUUUCCGAUGAUGAGAUCGAAGAGUCUCAAAUCAAUGACUUCAUGGAUCAGUGCAGUGGAUUUGAGUUUAACAUGGAAGGCUGUGAGAAGAUUGAAAUAUCUGAGGACAACGUCAACCAGGGCACGGAGAACAUCAGACCUGAGUGCUUUGAACUCUUGCGGGUUUUGGGGAAAGGCGGAUAUGGAAAGGUUUUUCAAGUCAGAAAAGUUGUUGGAGCAGCAUCAGGAAAAAUAUUUGCUAUGAAGGUUUUAAAAAAGGCUAUGAUUGUCCGUAAUGCCAAGGACACCGCCCACACGAAGGCAGAGAGAAACAUCCUGGAGGAGGUGAAGCAUCCCUUUAUAGUCGACCUCAUUUAUGCUUUCCAGACUGGAGGAAAGCUCUAUCUCAUCCUGGAAUACUUAAGUGGUGGAGAGCUUUUCAUGCAGCUGGAGAGGGAGGGCAUCUUUAUGGAAGACACAGCCUGUUUUUAUCUGGCUGAAAUUUCCAUGGCGCUGGGACAUUUGCACCAGAAAGGCAUAAUUUAUAGAGACCUAAAGCCAGAGAAUAUUAUGCUCAACAACCAAGGCCAUGUAAAGUUGACAGACUUUGGCCUCUGUAAGGAGUCUAUUCACGAUGGCACUGUGACACAUACAUUUUGUGGGACUAUUGAAUACAUGGCACCAGAAAUCCUAAUGAGAAGCGGACACAACAGAGCGGUCGACUGGUGGAGUCUGGGUGCUCUGAUGUAUGACAUGCUUACAGGAGCGCCCCCAUUUACUGGUGAAAACCGAAAGAAGACCAUUGACAAGAUCUUAAAGUGCAAGCUUAACCUCCCACCCUACCUCACACAAGAAGCUCGGGAUCUCCUUAAACGGUUGCUCAAAAGAAAUGCUUCAUCGCGGUUGGGUGCUGGGCCAGGAGAUGCCACUGAAGUGCAGGCCCAUCCUUUCUUUCGACACAUUAACUGGGAGGAUUUACUUGCUCGGAAAGUAGAGCCUCCUUUCAAGCCCAUCUUGCAAUCAGCAGAUGACGUGAGUCAGUUUGACUCUAAAUUCACCAGUCAGACACCAGUAGACAGCCCUGAUGACUCCACACUCAGUGAAAGUGCCAAUCAAGCUUUUCUGGGGUUUACUUAUGUCGCACCAUCAGUGUUAGAAAACAUCAAAGAAAAGUUUUCAUUUGAACCAAAAAUCCGGUCGCCGCGGAGGAUUAUGGGUAGUCCCAGGACACCCCUCAGCCCGGUGAAGUUCUCUGGCCCAGAAUGCUGGACUCGCAGCCCCCUCCUCACAGGGUUAGGCUCCAGUGUGCCACAGCCCCCUCAGGACCAGGCCAUGGAGGUGUCCACUCCGGAGCAGAUGGACGUGAGCAGCAGCUCGGAGGCCUCUGCCCCUCUGCCCAUCCGUCAGCCUGCAGGACUUAACCUGGCCCAGAUGAAGCAGCAGACCUACCCGGUGGUAGCCAAACGACCUGAGCAUCUACGUAUGAACCUAUGACCCACCUGCUUCAUUAGGAGAGAUUCUCACUUCAUGACUUUCUUCCUUUGAUUUUUUUUUAACAAAGCAAAAACGGGGGAUGCUAUAGACAAUGAAUAAUCAAAAUUGCACAUCCUUACACUACAUUUACUGACAGCCUGGAGUUUGUGUUAAACUCUGUUGCAGUUAAGAGCUACAUCUUUAUAUCUUUGGUAUCAUUGUGCUAAGGUCACAUGACCUCAGUCUUCUGAACCCCCCAAAUAUCAGGAAAACUGAGAAAUGGAGGGGAAAUCCCAGACAAUAUCUGAAGUGCUUUGUGCUAUCUGAAUGAAUGCCAGUAAUUUCUUCCAGUGGGGUUGUUCAUACACGAAUGCUUCCUGGCUCUUGUGUGAGGUUAAGUGGAUGUAAUGUGAAAAUAAUGACACAUAGUGGUCAAUUUGCAGUUAAGAAGUUGAGGGCUAUAGUUUUGUUUGAAGACAUGUUGCAAACUUGGGGCAUCAACUAUGCUAGCCAUCAACAAAUAAAUCAUCAAGAGCCUAAUGCCCACAAGUGCUGGUAAUGUGGAUGCCUAGUGAAACCGUGGCUUGGUCAUCAGAUCAUUCUACAAAGGAGAGGUUCCCUAGAGAACAGUUGAUACAUCAGCAGACAUCAGUCAGCUUCAGUCAGCCUGAGGCAGCUCUGCGCUCAUUCAGACCCAGGCCAAUGUGGUUGAGACGUGGAUAGUCCAACGCACAGGCCUGCAGUGGAUCUGACACAGCCUGUGUCACAACCUAGAUGUGGGGCUUUGAUACUUAAGGCUGGAGCAGAAUUUUCCAGCCACUUGCAUCAGCAUUAACUUGUUUAGGAGGGACAUUUUAGAGUUCCUGAAAAGCAAGUACAAAAUAAAUUUCUUUAAAUACU
This is a messenger RNA of Boleophthalmus pectinirostris (great blue-spotted mudskipper), 2486 nucleotides long. It is a transcript of the gene rps6kb1b, whose product is annotated as ribosomal protein S6 kinase b, polypeptide 1b. The record is from RefSeq and is a predicted model, not a curated record. Gene Ontology annotation, biological process: signal transduction; protein phosphorylation. Bases 90 to 1607 code for a protein of 505 amino acids. Lineage: Eukaryota; Metazoa; Chordata; Actinopteri; Gobiiformes; Gobiidae. The transcript has 15 exons. Gene Ontology annotation, molecular function: ATP binding; protein serine/threonine kinase activity.